CUAAUGGGAAAAUUUCAUUCCUCCCUCCCAAUUCAAAAAGAAAAGAGAAAAGGAUAUUGAUAAAGAAAAACAAAAAGUAAUGGGACUCAAGUGUGCGUAAAAAUAUUUCAGUUGUGGCCCUUCCUGAAUCUUGAAAUCUACCUUAAUAAACCCAGUUCUUAAUUGAUCUUGCCAGAGGAGGAGACACAAACACUCAAUACUAAUAAUUCGAUAAAUAUGCAGAAGAGCUUCACUCUCCUACAGACAAUUGCUAUUUCAGGUGUAUUCUCUGCCGUUUCUGGCUGGUAUGGAUUCGUGUUCGGGAGAGAAUCUGCUAGGAAGGAUCUAGAAGGUUUGAUUGAAACUCUUCGCAAUUCCAAUUCCAACACCGUUUCACCUCCUCCUUCUCACUCUCAAGAGUAGCAGGUGCUAGGGAAAACUAAGAUGAUUUGAGUUUGGAUGACUCAAGAGAAUGAUGCCUCAUUUCUUAUUGAAGCUGAGACAACUGAAGGUACACAGAUGUUGGUACAAAGCUCUUUGAGUGUGUGACAGCAACUUAGAUUUCAUGUUUUUCUCGUUCUUCUGCUGGAAAAUUUACGUCCUUGUUCAUGAUAACUAAAUUACCUUUACUAGUGAGACAGAAGUCUGUAUUGUGUUGUUCUUCAUUGAGAAGAAAGUAGUAAAAUGGUGUUGGAUAUCAGAUAUUAAUUCUUGACUACUGGCUUGUUUUGUCCAGUCCAUGCAAUUAUGUAAGUUCUGCAGUAGAAACUCUA
Messenger RNA from Lycium ferocissimum, 752 nucleotides. RefSeq lists its product as uncharacterized. The transcript has 3 exons. The record is from RefSeq and is a predicted model, not a curated record. NCBI's taxonomy places the organism in Eukaryota, Viridiplantae, Streptophyta, Magnoliopsida, Solanales, Solanaceae. Bases 217 to 402 code for a protein of 61 amino acids.